This is a messenger RNA of Telopea speciosissima, 1115 nucleotides long. RefSeq names its product probable calcium-binding protein CML22. The coding region runs from base 128 to 874 and encodes 248 amino acids. The transcript is spliced from 5 exons. NCBI's taxonomy places the organism in Eukaryota, Viridiplantae, Streptophyta, Magnoliopsida, Proteales, Proteaceae. The record is from RefSeq and is a predicted model, not a curated record. Gene Ontology annotation, molecular function: calcium ion binding.
UCUUGCCUCUUCAUGAGUGUCUCUUUUACUAUUCUUCCUUUAGUAAAGGUGGGAGGGGGAAGAGAGGUAGAGGAACAGGUGUUCUGAAGCUUGGGCAACAGUUGGGUCCUCUUUCAGAUUAAAAACCAUGAAAAAAUCACUAGGCACAUUGCACAUCUGCCCUUCACUAAAGUCUUUCGUUUCCAAAAAAGUUGAAAGCAUACUUUGCCAUUUCCAUUCACCAAACAAGUACAAGAGAUUAGAUGCAAAACUUGAAAAGAAGGUGGUGGAAGCAAUCAAACACAAAGGCGCAUCAGGGAAGAAUACUUUCAGAUCAAUUAACAGCAUAGUCAUGAGGUUUCCUCAAUUUAAAGAGGAGCUGAGAAACAUCAAGAGUGUGUUUCAGCAGUACGAUGAAGAUUCAAAUGGAAUUAUUGACCGUGAGGAGCUUAAGAAAUGCUUGAGCAAACUGCAACUACAACUGACAGAGAAGGAAAUGGAGGAUCUACUCCAUUCUUGUGACUUUGAUGGCAUCGAAGGAAUGCAAUUCAAUCAGUUCAUUGUCCUCCUUUGUCUUAUCUAUCUCCUGACGGAGCCUUCAACAUCUUCACACACUACACUGAAGAUGGGAUCACAACAACUUGAUGCUACGUUUGAUACAAUUGUUCAAGCAUUCUUGUUUCUUGAUAAAAAUGGAGAUGGAAAGGUGAACAAGAAUGACAUGGUCAGGGCAUUGAAUGAGGGUUCUCAUCAGGAGAAAUCUCCAGGGCACGUCACCAAGACACGUUUCAAGGAAAUGGACUGGAACAAGAGUGGAAAGGUCAGUUUUAAAGAGUUCCUUUCUGCAAUAACCAAUUGGAUUGGGGUUGAUACCGAUGAUGACAAGUCUCUGUAAGAUGAGGUGUUGUGAAGUAGAGGAUGAGCACAGCAGAUGUGAAGCAGAAAAUGAACCAAACAAACUCUUGUAGGUGAGACUGAGUUGGUGCAGCUUAUCCAUAUGAUCUAUGUGCCAAAUACUAUUUGAAAUGCUGCCUGUGCAUUGAACUCAACUUUCUACAAUUUCAAGAUCUUGUAAAGUCAAGUCAAGACAUUCUACCUAUUAUGGUUACCAUAAUAAUUAUUAGCUAGUCUGCACU